This is a messenger RNA of Cladophialophora yegresii CBS 114405, 933 nucleotides long. Its product is annotated as 3-oxoacyl-[acyl-carrier protein] reductase. Bases 1 to 933 code for a protein of 310 amino acids. The transcript is spliced from 3 exons. Gene Ontology annotation, molecular function: oxidoreductase activity, acting on the CH-OH group of donors, NAD or NADP as acceptor. The record is from RefSeq and is a predicted model, not a curated record. NCBI's taxonomy places the organism in Eukaryota, Fungi, Ascomycota, Eurotiomycetes, Chaetothyriales, Herpotrichiellaceae.
AUGGCAGACCCAGAACAAUACAACCCCACGCGAUUCGGCAUCUCGACACUGCCCCUGAACCACGAGCCUUACGGACCGAUCCUGCCAGAACGCCUCGCCGGGGCUAAUAAGGGGAAAGUCGCCGUGGUGACCGGCGCAGGGAGAGGAAUCGGCCGCGCCAUCUCCAUCGCGCUGGCCAACUCCGGCGCAAACCUCGCGCUUCUGGACAUCCUGGUCGACGAGCUCGAGGACACGAAACGCGCAUGCGAAAAGUACGACGGCGUGCGCGCCGAGGUCUAUCAAUGCGACAUCACGAGUGUCGAAACCGUGCGGCGCACGUUCGCGAGCAUCGCCGGGACCUUAGGACCCGUGGACAUCCUCGUGAACAACGCGGGCAUCGCCGUGGGCAGACUGGCCUUUGACGAAACGUUCGAGGGCUUCUGGAAGGCCAUCGAGGUCAACUUCAAGGGCACCAUGCUUUGCGUGUACGAGGUGUUGCGCGGCAUGAAGGAACGCAAGUCCGGGUGCAUUGUCAACAUGGCGUCCCGGGCCGCGACGGUCGAUAUGGCCGGUGGGCUUAGCUAUAAUUCGAGCAAAGCGGCGGUCGCGCGGGCCACGCACAGUUUGCAGGAGGAGUUUGAGCAGGCUGGGCUGGGGGAGCAGUUGCAUACGUAUUGUUUGCAUCCCGGCGGGGUGUGGGGGAAGAUGGUCACUGAGAACACGACACCCGAAGUCCAGGCCCAGAUCAGAUCGAUCUUCAAGGAUGUGCCUGAGCUGUGUGCGAAUACGGUGGCAUAUCUUGCUGCGGGGCGCGCGAAGGCGUUGCGAGGAUGUUACUUUGACUGUAGACAGGAUGUGGAGCGGGUGUGCAGCUUCGGCAGGGAGACGCUGGACAAGUACGAGCUGUACAAGCUGGGGGUGAUGUUCUUGCCUGGGUAUCAGAACGAGCCUUGA